This is a messenger RNA of Cynocephalus volans (Philippine flying lemur), 1302 nucleotides long. It is a transcript of the gene EQTN, whose product is annotated as equatorin. Gene Ontology annotation, cellular component: plasma membrane; outer acrosomal membrane; inner acrosomal membrane. Lineage: Eukaryota; Metazoa; Chordata; Mammalia; Dermoptera; Cynocephalidae. Gene Ontology annotation, biological process: fusion of sperm to egg plasma membrane involved in single fertilization; acrosomal vesicle exocytosis; endocytosis. The transcript is spliced from 9 exons. The record is from RefSeq and is a predicted model, not a curated record.
AUGAAUUUUAUAUUGUUUGUUUUUGUAUCUGGAGUUUUUUCCUCAGAGAUUAACAUUACGAAGCCUACUAUUGAAGCAUUACCUGAUGUGACGCCUUUAAAUGAAGAAAAUAGAGUGGAAGAAGAAAUGUAUAGGGAUGAUUCUCACGAAAAAGCUCCUGCUAAUGGGAAAAGUGACCAUUAUUAUAAAGACACAAAACAAUAUGUGAUCACAACAGAAAAUCCAAAUGGUACUGCCUCUGAAAUAUCCGUGAGAGCAACCACUGAUAUAAAUUUUGCUCUAAGAAACUAAACAACCCCAAAUGUGCCUGCAUUUUGGACAAUGUUAGCUAAAGCUAUAAGUGUAACAACGAUGAGCGUGGACGAUAAAGAUCAAUUAUUUCAACCAAUUCCAAGCUCUGAUGUGAACCCAACAAACAAAGACCUGUCAGAGCUAGAGGACCUCAAGUACAAAUUAAUGCUGGGCAUCGCCUUGAUGACCUUCAUCCUUUUUGUCACCCUCCUGGUAUUCUGUUGUGUCACACUGCACAAACUGAAGCAGCUGAAUAAUAAACGUUGUGACAGUGACUACUCUGUCAACCCAGAACUGGCAACUCUUUCUUAUUUUCAUCCAUCAGAAGGUGUAUCAGAUACUUCUUUUUCCAAGAGUGCAGAAAGCAGCACAUUUUGGGGCACCAGUUCUUCAGAUAUGAGAAAAUCAGGCACCAGAACAUCAAAAUCUAAAACUAUGGUGGAUAUGACUUCCACAGGCUCAGAUGAGGAUGUAGUCAUGAACUAUGAGUCAGGCUUACUUAACUAUGAGGAACCGAUACCUCAGGAGCUCAAGGUCAGUGCCUGUGGGCUGGCGGUGAUGGGCGAGAGAACAAGCCCUUUCCGAGACCUAAGAGCCAAGUUGCUCCACAGUGUGUGUCCCGAGGCGUGCCGAACAGCGCGCUACGGGGUCCCGUGGAAGGGCGUUUUUCGCGAGCCCUUCGGAUGGGCAGGCAGUUCCGGAACCCCUGGCGUGGGUGGGCGGGGUCUCCGUGAUGCUGGGGAAGCUGGGUGGCCUGGGCAGGCGGUCCCAAGAGCUUCUCUAACCCCCGGCAGGAGCGGGCGCCACCUCCCGGUAACGCAGAGAAGGCAGGCGCCGGCCGCGCUCCGCGUGGGUAGCCCCGCGCGCGCCCCGACGGGGCGGGGAGCAGCCGGCCAGGAGCUCGCGGUGGGCGCGCGGUCUCCUGGCAAGGACCAGCACACGCCGGCUCCUGGCAGCGGCGGACCCCGGAAGGGCGCCCAGAACGACGUGCACAAAGUUCGCUGGUUGUAA